AUGAAGCGGCCGCGGUCUCACGGACAGGCGACGCCUGUUGCACCCGCCGCCGCCAGCCACCGUCGUCCACAGCAGCAGCUGCUGCAACAAACAAUUGAGGAGCGUGGCGCCAACAGUCGUGUGGUCGUGAACUCGCCGUAUGGUGACAGUCGCGCGCAGUACGGCUGGGGGACGCCGUUCCGCCCCACGCUCUCGGCCCAUCUGGCGCGGUGUCCGGAGCUUCACGUCGGCAUGAGCUCGCUCGCCGGUGUGCCCGGGAAGGAUCGACGCAUGAAGACGCUUUUCGGCCAGUACGUCAAGAAGUUCAACUGUCUGGAGCAUUGCUACACAUUCUACAACGUGGGUGACGAGGCAAUGUGGAGGAGCUGGGGGGAACUCGCUGCCUCCCAGUCGGCGGCGUCGCCUUCGUGGGCACCACCGCCUCAUGCAGGCGUGCAGGCCACCACCGCUGCGGUGACGAAGCAGGAAAGAAGCGGCAUCAAUAGCGGUGGCGACGAUGCUGGAGAAGGCCUCAACGGCAAGAAGAAAAGGAACAGUCCACGGAAAGAAGUCGCGGUGAAAGUUAACGCGGGCAAUCAAAAAGCUCCCUUGUUCAUCUUCACUAUCAAAGCAAAUCAGUAUCUGACACACACCCGUAUGCUGACCAUCGACGGCAAGACAGAGGAGCAUAUCAUGCACUUCUUUUUUGAGCGAUGUCCUUUGCUGGGACGACACCUUGGGCCCGUGCUCCUGCAGCUUCCCCCGCGCUUCCGGAAGAGCCCUGCGCACAUGGAGCGCGUAGAGGCUGUCGCCGCACGCAUUCCGAAAGAUAUUCGCGUUGCUGUUGAGUUUCGGCACCGUUCAUGGUAUGAUGAAGAGGUUUAUACACUUCUUCGUCACGUAGGGUGGGCGUUGGUCGUGGCGCACCACCAUGACGAUCCCACUGCGUCAGUGCACGUGGACACGGGAGUGGACUUCAUGUACGUUCGCCUGCACGGCCCGCUUGGGUCGAACGUUGGGGACUACGGGCCGGUCAUUCUAUCGCAGUGGGCGGAGCGUGUCGUUGCGUACCUCCAUGACGGGGUGGCAGCGGCAGCGGCAGGGACUUCAGCACAACCCACUGCAAUUCCUACACGUAAACGAGAGGUGUACUUCUUUCUUAACAACAGCGACUCACACGUUGACGGAACCACAAGUUCGACUGUAGAUGCCACGUUUUUGGCCCAGCGGGUAGGGGAUUUAUUGGCCGAGAAAAGCCGAAGCUGCGUGAUGGCUGGCAGUCACAGCGGCGGCGGCAGCGGUGCGGAGAAUGCGGUAGUUGUCCGUGACUAG
This is a messenger RNA of Trypanosoma conorhini, 1311 nucleotides long. RefSeq lists its product as uncharacterized. Bases 1 to 1311 code for a protein of 436 amino acids. The record is from RefSeq and is a predicted model, not a curated record. The transcript has a single exon. NCBI's taxonomy places the organism in Eukaryota, Euglenozoa, Kinetoplastea, Trypanosomatida, Trypanosomatidae.